CACACUUCCUGCUUCUCUGCACAGGCAGGGAGGCUCUUUGACCUUAUGUUGAAUCAUUAACGAAGUUUUCAGGCAGAACUGAGACGCUCACACAAAGCAAGUGAAGGGAGAACUAAAACAGCGGACAGAGGUGUUUGUUUCAGGUUCAGAGCUGCAGCUCAGUCCACCGCCUCGGCUCAGGUGUGGGAUCUUACUAGACAGGACAUGGAGGCCCUGCUGUCUACCCUGAAGGCUCAGGACCCCGAGACUGUGGACCAGGAGUACUACGUGCUGCGUUCACAGACGCCGCUGUUAAAGAGAGAGCUGGGUCUGACCAAUGAUGUUGGAGCUCUGAAGGAAAACAUCAAGAGGAAUCGCUACAAAGACAUCCUGCCGUAUGACCAGUCCCGGGUGGUGCUGUCUCUGCCGACCGCAGACUCGAGCUCUGAUUACAUCAACGCCAGCUUGAUCAAGGGGGCGUCAGAGGACCGCGGGUACGUGGCCUGUCAGGGGCCAAUCAGCUCCACCCUGACCGACUUCUGGAGGAUGAUCUGGGAGCUCCACAUCAAGGUGAUAGUCAUGGCCUGCAGGGAGGUCGAGAUGGGAAAGAGGAAAUGUGAGUGUUACUGGGGUGUAGCUCAUCAGUCUGCUGCGUUCGGACCGUUCACCGUCACCAACCAGGAGGAGACCCGACCCAACGAGGACAUGGUUAUCAGAACUCUGAGUGUCACCUUCCAGCAGGAGUCCCGUUCUCUGGUUCAGUACCAGUUCCUGUCAUGGCCGGAUCAUGAUGUUCCCUAUGACACUUCAGGAGUCCUGGACCUUCUGGAGAGAGCCAGGAUCAGCCGAGGAGCUGACACCUCCCCUCUGCUGAUACACUGCAGCGCCGGCUGUGGGAGGACAGGAGUCAUCUGUGCUCUCGACUACAUCCAUGACCUUCUGGUUACCAAGCAGAUCACAGCACACCUGAGCAUCCUGAAGGUGGUCCUGGACCUGCGGAUGCAGAGACCGUCCGCCGUGCAAACCAAGGAGCAGUAUCAGUUCAUCUUCACCGCAGUCGUCAGCAUGCUGGAGCACUUCCUGCAGGCGCUCCGUCAGCCCGUCUACAGCAACCAGCCCGAGGUGAAGACAAAAGAGAAGAGGCGUUCUACCCCCGUCAACAGGUCCUCUCAGCAGGUGACCAUGAACGAUACGUACGCGGUGGUCAACAAGUCCAAACAACCCCCCCCAGGCCCAGCCGGCCCCAUCUACUCCAGUGUGGCCUCGUCGGCUGCUGGAAGCAGGACACGGCCCGCCUCCCAUCACUAUGACAACAACCUCCCGGGAGCAUCGGCCGCCCCCCUCUACAGCGCCGUGAAACCCCGGGAUAAACAACUCAGCCUGCCGCUUUCGUCCACGCCCAUCUAUGACAUCGCACAACCAAGCAGUCCCAGGCCCAGCGGGGGGGCAGACUAUCACCUGGCUGGACGUCCUUCAAACGAUGACGACGAUGAUAGUUAUGAAGAUCUGUCGUCCACGGCGUCGGAGGUGACAAAUUUCUGUUCCCCUGGAGGCAUCGGGUUCAACUGCCGCGUCCAGAAACCCAGAGGACCCCGAGAUCCUCCAGCUGAGUGGACCCGGCUGGAGAGAUGAACCGGUUUACGGGGGAGCAAGAGGAUGGUCUGGACUGAGUCAACUGGAUUCAACAGUCAGGGACGGUUCAGAGUCUGGGUUCUAGGUCUGAUGAGCUCCUGGAACGGUCCGGCUGCCUGUAAAUACUCAAGGACUGACAGUCUGGCCACUAAGGUCACAUUUCUGAAUGAUCCACUUUAAGCUGUUGUGAAGGCCAGAAUCCCCUACGAGGUUUCACCUGUCAAUCAUGUCAAAUAAAUAAAUAAAUAACUCUUUAAAUCACAA
Cololabis saira (Pacific saury) is the source of this 1875-nucleotide messenger RNA. It is a transcript of the gene ptpn18, whose product is annotated as protein tyrosine phosphatase non-receptor type 18. NCBI's taxonomy places the organism in Eukaryota, Metazoa, Chordata, Actinopteri, Beloniformes, Belonidae. The coding region runs from base 205 to 1611 and encodes 468 amino acids. Gene Ontology annotation, cellular component: cytoplasm; nucleus. Gene Ontology annotation, molecular function: non-membrane spanning protein tyrosine phosphatase activity. The transcript is spliced from 16 exons. Gene Ontology annotation, biological process: peptidyl-tyrosine dephosphorylation. The record is from RefSeq and is a predicted model, not a curated record.